CAACCUAUUGUUGUGUAGACCUAAAACCCCAACACUGGAACGAGCAAAGAGUUUAGGCAAGAGGCACAAUUAUUAUGAAUUAAGAAUGUUUGGGUCUAUGUUUUGCUACUGCCCUUGUCCCAGUCUUUUCCAUUACUUUUGUCCAGCUUUAAUCUCCUCUUACAACCACCAUGAAUUGAGAUUGAAGCAACUCACUACAAAGAAUUAUCGCCUCUCAGUUUUGAGCAAUGACAGCGGUAGCUAUGAGGUUGGAGGAGGCUAUCCAGAACUGGAACAAAAUCAAAAUGGUAGGAAUGAAAAGUCGAGCUCAGAUACAUCUUCUCAGCGUGAAGCCCUUCUCAAAGGAGGAGACCAGGUCAUCUCUGUUCUCCAGGAAAUGAUUACCCUAUUGGAAGAUAUGAAUAUGGAUGAAGAAUCUGAAAAAGUGGCGGUAGAGUUGGCUGCGCAAGGAGUUAUUGGAAAGAGAGUUGAUGAGAUGGAGUCUGAUUUCAUGAUGGCUCUUGACUACAUGAUCCAGCUUGCUGAGAAGGACCAGGAUGAUAAGCGGAAGUCACUGUUGGAAGUUAUCAAAGAGACAGUACUAUCACAUCUAACAAAAAAAUGUCCACCCCAUGUUCAAGUAAUUGGUCUUCUUUGUAGAACACCAAAAAAGGAAAGUAGGCAAGAAUUAUUGCGCCGGGUUGCAGCUGGUGGUGGUGUAUUUAAAGGUGAAAAUGAGUUGAAGGUUCAUAUCCCAGGGGCAAAUCUAAAUGACAUCGCUAACCAAGCUGAUGAUUUGUUGGAGGCAAUGGAAACUCGUCCUGUUAUCCCAGAUCGAAAACUUCUUGCUAGGCUUGUUUUGAUUAGAGAAGAAGCUCGUGAUAUGAUGGGAGGGGGAAUUUUAGAUGAAAGAAACCACCGGGGGUUCUAUACUCUUCCUCAGCCUGAAGUGGACUUUUUAGCCAAGUUGGUGGCUCUAAAGCCUGGAAAAAUUGUGCUUGAUAUGAUAAGAAAUGUAAUGCAAGGAAAAGAUGAAGGUGCAGACAAUUCUGACAAUGAUGAUAAGGACGACACCCUAGAUGAGGAGCCAGUUGAAUUUCUUGGAAGGCCAAUUGUAACAGGACAAAAGACACUUCCAGUACGCCCCGGCAUGUUUCUUGAGACUGUUUCCAAGGUCUUAUCCGGUUUAUAUGUUGGAACUGACUCUGGCAUCACUGCGCAACACCUUGAAUGGGUUCACCGAAAGACACUUCAAGUGCUUCAGGAGAUAGCAUUUGGCUAGUUCACUUUGUAUCCUCUCUUUUAUCCUUAUGUACUGUCAAAAGACUUGUUAGGCUUUUUAUAGCUGUAGGGAUAACAUGGCAGAUUAUAUGAAAUAAAGAACGUUUACAAAGUGAAUAAAGUAAAUUCCAUAUAAUAGUAGACAUCAAAAUUUUUGGACUUAGCUUUGUGCUAUUUGGACUUUGCUUUGUGCUAUUUGGUUUAAGCACUGUUGUUUGGGACAUUUGUUAAUUAAUUCUAAUUUAUUAAUUUCAAUA
Messenger RNA from Cajanus cajan (pigeon pea), 1517 nucleotides. The record is from RefSeq and is a predicted model, not a curated record. NCBI's taxonomy places the organism in Eukaryota, Viridiplantae, Streptophyta, Magnoliopsida, Fabales, Fabaceae.